Molecule: messenger RNA, 2770 nt
Organism: Bolinopsis microptera
Lineage: Eukaryota; Metazoa; Ctenophora; Tentaculata; Lobata; Bolinopsidae
Product: propionyl-CoA carboxylase alpha chain, mitochondrial-like
Exons: 18
Coding region: 50-2086 (678 amino acids)
Cellular component (GO): mitochondrion
Molecular function (GO): propionyl-CoA carboxylase activity; ATP binding; metal ion binding
Source: RefSeq, a predicted model, not a curated record
AAAUUCUUUAGUAAAUAACUAAACUUCUUCUCUAGCUCUUUAGUCAGCCAUGUCACGCACCGGUCUCCUCGCACAGUUUAAAAGAACUCUUCAAACUGCCACCGUCACCAAACCUUUUGAUAAAGUACUGAUAGCGAACAGAGGGGAGAUAGCAUGCCGUGUAAUGAAGACGUGCCGCUCGCUCGGCAUCAAGACAGUCGCGGUGCACAGUGACGUGGACGACCGCGCGCUGCACGUGCGGAUGGCUGAUGAGGCUAUUUGUGUGGGACCGGCUCCUAGCAACCAGAGUUACCUGGACAUGGAGGCGAUAGUGAACGCGGCAGUAAGUACAGGAUCUCAAGCAGUACACCCAGGGUACGGGUUCCUCAGUGAGAACUGUAAGUUCGCUCAACUCCUUGAGGAGAGGGGUAUAGCCUUCAUUGGGCCUAAAGAAAAGGCUAUACAGGCUAUGGGUGAUAAGAUAGAGUCCAAGAUAAUAGCGCGUGCUGCAGGUGUGAACUGUAUACCUGGUUAUGAUGGUGUUGUGGAGGACGAUGUGGCUGCGGUCACUAUUGCUAAUCAAGUCGGAUAUCCUGUAAUGAUAAAGGCAUCGGCCGGAGGUGGUGGAAAAGGUAUGAGAGUAGCGUGGAAUGACGCUGAAGUGAGGGAGGGAUUUAAACUGAGCUCAGAGGAGGCCGCAGCUAGUUUUGGAGAUGAUAGACUUCUCAUUGAACGGUUUAUCGAUAACCCUCGUCACGUAGAGAUACAAAUCUUGGCAGAUAGCCAGGGAAACUGUAUAUACUUGAAUGAAAGGGAGUGUAGUAUUCAGAGGAGGAAUCAGAAGGUAGUUGAGGAAGCGCCAAGUCCCUUCAUCACUCCUGAAGUGAGAAAAGCUAUGGGAGAACAAGCGGUGCUGCUGUCUCAAGCUGUAAAUUAUCAGAGUGCGGGCACGGUAGAGUUCCUAGUGGACACCCAAAUGAACUUCUACUUCCUGGAGAUGAACACGAGACUGCAAGUUGAGCACCCUAUCACGGAGUGUAUAACUGGGGUGGAUAUAGUGGAUGAGAUGUUACGCGUAGCGGCCGGCUACCCUCUCAGCUAUACCCAAUCUGAUAUCGGAAUCAAAGGAUGGGCUAUGGAGUGUAGAGUGUACGCAGAGGACCCAGUCAGAUAUCUGCCCAGUGUAGGUCUACUCACCAAGUACACAGAACCAGGCGUCUCUCACAACACUGCAGAACUAGGAGUACGAUGUGAUAGUGGUAUAGUAGAGGGUAGCAGCAUUAGUAUCCACUACGAUCCCAUGAUAUCUAAACUAGUAACAUACGCUCCAACAAGGCAGGAAGCUAUAGAUCACAUGGAGAAAGCUCUGGAUGAGUAUGUUAUUGACGGCAUCACUCAUAACACUCCACUUUUACGGGAGAUACUGGGAAAUGAGAGGUUCAAAUCAGGCAACAUCUCCACCAAGUUUCUGGACGAGGAGUACCCCCAGGGCUACAGUGGAGGGGACCUCACUCCUGAGCAGAAGAGUGAACUGAUUCCCUCUCUUUCUGUCCUACACCACAUGAAGAUGAACCGCACUGUCACUGAUGGUAGGUUUGAGUACAUAAUAAGUUGUGACGAAGAUAAAGUUCCUGUUACUGUUAAUGUACAGAAAGGAGAUUACACUGUUACCUUUGAGGACACAACUGUCACUGUUAACCCCUCCGGCGGAGUAUUUGGUGCUCUACAAGAAUUCAAGCUGAACUCUGCCAACACUGUUGCCCUGCAACAUCUUCAAUUUGACGGAGUAACACACACACUAAGAUACCGGUGUUGUAAGCGCCAGAUCACAGUACUAACACCUCUUCAACAACGCUUCAUGGAUUCAAUGCCUGUCAAGGUAAAGGAGGACACUUCCAACCUCCUCAUCUCACCCAUGCCUGGUAGUCUCUCCUCCAUUAGCGUAGAGGAGGGUGAUGAGGUACUGGAGGGAACUGAGGUAGCUGUAGUGGUGGCUAUGAAGAUGAACAACUCUCUCAAGGCUCCGAAAAGCGGUAAGAUUAAGAAGAUUUGGGCUAGCGUCGGAGAAGUUGUAGAGGGGGAUCAGAAGAUUCUGGAAUUCUAUUGAUACUGAGGCAUUAUUGUACGUUACCUUAUAUGGUAGUGUUGCCGAAGUACCACUUCCAUAUAAGGUAAUCUUACACUCGCCGUACCUACGGUCUUUAGACUUGUUUCAUACUGAGACCGAUUGUAGAGUGCAUAGGAUAGGAUGAUUUGUAUAUUAGCUAAGUUAUUAUCUUUAGUAGUAUUUCAUGUUUUUGUGGUGAGACUUGGUCAUUGCGAGUGGUAACCGAAACAUCCAAAUUUAAAACUUUACAGGAGCCGAGAAACACUGGCCGCUAAAUAUCGAGCUAUUAGACUAUUUCUAGUGUAAUUCUGAGCUUUUAGCAGCAAAUCUUUCUCGUACGAGAUAUUAUGUUCCUGCCAUGAAAAUAUGUUAAAGUUAUGGCUGUCUUUUGGUAAAAAUUGAAAUACCGCUACCAAUUAACCAAGUUCUUUGUGGACCAGAUUUAGGAUAUUUAAAUGUGUUUGAUAGAUUUUGUUCUUUACAUGUUAGGGUUGUUAGAUAUUAUCUUAUGUGGUUGCUUUUUAAGUAUCUUGUUAUGACUUUUCCUGUUGUUGUGAAAGAAUAAUAUUGAUCUCUAGUUUUUUCCAUAAUUUAUAGAUUAUAAUAAUGGACGUGAUUUAUUUGUUAUCUUAUCACGGGAGUGUGAGUGAAUUCCGCCAUUUACCAGAGAAAUUUGGAAUUUUA